Molecule: messenger RNA, 1031 nt
Organism: Ceraceosorus bombacis
Lineage: Eukaryota; Fungi; Basidiomycota; Exobasidiomycetes; Ceraceosorales; Ceraceosoraceae
Source: the annotation of a GenBank genome assembly
AUGGUGAGUGAUCCUCAGACUCUCAAAGUCGCGCUGCGCAUUCACGAGCUUACGGACUUGCAUCUGGUCUCUCUCCUCGCGCUUACAAGUCGAACACUCUGAGGCCAUACCUUUCCUGCGUCCGCUCAACCUUGACCGCAGCGAUGACGCUGGAAAACUUCGGAUCUCAAGUGGUAGAGCGACACAACAAGCCUGAAGUCGAAGCAAGAUCAUCAAAGGAAGUGCUUCUGACUCCUCUGACAAUAGCUAGGAAUGAGAGCGAAAAGGUCCUCAUCGAACCUAGCGUCAACUCGAUCAGAUUGAGCAUCAAGAUCAAACAGGCUGAUGAAAUCGAGAGGGUGAUCUGCCACAAGCUGGCUAGAUUCUUGAUGCAGAGAGCGGAGAGCUUCGUUAUUCUCAGAAGGAAACCCAUUCCCGUGAGUAGCAGGGCUCUGGUCCUCCACAGAGCUGCCUCGCACGCUUUCACGCGCUCGGACUGCUCACUCGACUCGACUUGUUCCCGUCAAUAUCGACGCAGGGCUACGACAUCAGCUUUCUCAUCACAAACUUCCACACCGAAGCUUUGCAGAAGCACAAGCUGGUAGACUUUGUCAUACAGUUCAUGGAGGAUGUUGACAAGGUGAGCGCUUACGGAGCUUGGAAACAAUUGUCGCGCCUCAGGAUGCUCGGGGCAGGCAUGACUGCGCUGCAGGCUGUGCUCGCUUUUGAUACGUCACCUUUGUGCAGAUGUCUCGAGCUGGAUCGCUGACAUAUCACUGCUUCGCUUCCCGUACCAAAGGAAAUCUCGGAGCUCAAGCUUUCCAUCAACGCCAGGGCUCGUAUCGUGGCCGAGAGGUGAGUAGCACCUGUGCGAAGCGCGAGGUCUUGUGUUCUGACUGCAAUCCUCGCCUCUUGUACGUCCUGACCUCGCUCAGCUAUCUUGGAGUGGUGAGUCACGAGUAUUGCGCGCGAGCUCCAACGGACGCGUACACUAGACCACCAAGACUGCAUCAUCUGACAUGUGUUGACUCUCUUUGCGCCAGUUCACUUGA